Rotaria sp. Silwood1 is the source of this 1266-nucleotide messenger RNA. The record is from the annotation of a GenBank genome assembly. Lineage: Eukaryota; Metazoa; Rotifera; Eurotatoria; Philodinida; Philodinidae.
AUGAAUACGACAUCAGAUCAUAUAACUAAUGAUCAUUCGAAUGAUACUGUUUUACAUGAAGAUAAUUUGACUGAACAAGCCAAAAAUCAAUUCGGCUUUCACAGUGAUAUACUCCGUACGUUAGAAUCAUAUCGUCAAAGUAUACUUCGUAAUGAAUAUAUAACAUCUGUUGGUCGAAAUUUAUAUCUAUCCGAACUUCAUACUUUACACACAUCUUGUAAGCGUGUUCUAAAUUAUGCAGUCGAACACAGUGAAGUUUUCAAUCAAAACAUGCCUAGUAUUGGUCCGUUGGUAAUUUGUGGCCUUGCACGUACAGGUACAACAUUACUUUACAAUUUGCUUGCCUGCGAUCCAAAUUGUCGUGCACCAUUGUACACUGAUAUGAUUAUUGAAGUUGUUCCACCGAUUCCACGAUCCGAUUUGAUCGGACAAAAACGACGCAUUGAUCUUUUAAAAUCUUCUUCACAAGUCAAUGAACAAUCAUCCGAUAUACUCCUUCAACUAGUUGCAUCUCAUGCACAUUUUGAUAUUGAAGAAGAUUAUAAUAUUCUACGUCAAGCUGGCUAUUUUAGUCUGUUUACUAUUAUAUCUGAUGGUGAUGAUUGCAAUCCUGAGAAUUGGAUUCGUAACGAAAUGAAUAAAACUUAUGCAUAUGAUUAUCAUGAAAUAUUUCUACGUAUGUUAAAUGCUGUUGAUAUGCCAAAAUCGCAUUGGCUAUUAAAAUCACCGUUGCAUAUUUUUUCUUUUGAUAAAUUGCUUCAAUGUUAUCCGAAUGCAUUAUUAAUCAUGACACAUCGACAUCUUGACGAAGUUCUUCCAUCAACAUGUAGUUUAUCAUUGGCAGCUACUAAACUCACUAUUGACGCAACAAACCCGAUCGGUCGCGAUAGAAUAAUAAAACGAUGUUGUCAAUUUGUCGAUACAGAAAUCGAAUGUAUGAUGAAAUUUCGAACAUCAGAAAACGGUGUACUUGAUCAAUCGAAAAAAAAUAUUUUCGAUAUUACUUAUGACAAUUUGAUGAAAGAUCCAAUUGGUGUUGUCCAUCAAAUAUAUGACUAUUUUAAUCUUCAUUGUUCGAAUGAAAUGGAAAUGGGUAUGCGUGAUUGGCUUCUCAAAAAUCCUCAAGGAAAGCAAGGUCGUCAUACGUACUCACUUGCUGAGUUUGGCCUCAAUCAGGAAGAUAUCGAAACACGUUAUGCUGACUAUAUCAAUUUGUUUCUAUCUUCAGAUAAUCAAUCAUUAUCGACAACUUCUAUUUCAUCAUAA